Cryptococcus wingfieldii CBS 7118 is the source of this 2448-nucleotide messenger RNA. RefSeq lists its product as hypothetical. The transcript is spliced from 4 exons. Lineage: Eukaryota; Fungi; Basidiomycota; Tremellomycetes; Tremellales; Cryptococcaceae. The coding region runs from base 1 to 2448 and encodes 815 amino acids. The record is from RefSeq and is a predicted model, not a curated record.
AUGUCCGAAGCAGACAAGGCAGCGGAAAGAGCCAAGCAGGCUGAAAGAGCUCGCAAACUUCUGGCGCAGCGGAAGAAGAAGAAGGCUGCUGCCGGUACAGCUACCCCGGGAUCACCAGCCUCUGGUAUAGACACAGCAACUGGGCCCUCGGCGAGGACGAGUCUGAGCUUGGAUGAUUCCGCGAGGGCGGAGUUGGAGAAGGGAGAGAAGAACGUGACUGAGGGACAAGGGAACGAGGGGAAGGAUGGGGAAGCGGCUGAGAAGGUGGUCGUGGAUGAGAAGGAAGAGAACGUGGAGAAGACCGAGACGGAAGUGAAGGUGGAAGAACCGGCUGCCACUGCUCCCGAAGCUACACCAUCGCCCACGCCCGCAGCCGACGAUACACCUACCGAACCCCCCGCCGAGCCCUCAGCCGAGACGUCAGAGGCCCCCAAAGAAUCCAAAAAGAGCAAGAAGAAGGCGAAGAAGGAGAAACAGGCGGAAGCAGCAAAGGCGGCUGAGCGUGACGAGGCUGAGGAUGAGGAGGACGAAGGUGGUGCCAAAACGGAGCUGCCGGACGAGCCUGAGCCCGUGGAACUCGCCCCCGAGACGAUUGAAGAGCCGAAGGACGCUCUGCCCGAGACGACAGAGACCACCCCUACCCCGAAAUCCACAGAAUCCCCCCAGCCCGCUGAACCGGCAUCUCCGUCAAAGCCUUCCCCUGACAGCUCAUCCCUCGCAAAUCUCCAAGAAACAGUCUCCCUUCUGAUCGCCGAACGAUCGGAUCUCCAAGGUCAGCUCGCCUCUGUCAAGAGAGAGCUGGCGACUGCUCAAGGAGAUAGCCAACUGCUGGAAGAAGGGCGAGCGCUCGUAGCGCGCCUGGAAGAGGAGAAGAAGGACUUGGAAAAGCGGUUAGAAAAGGCAGAGAGUGAUGCUGGAAAGGUGGAGGGGUUGGAGAAGGAUGCUGCUCGUGCUACGAGUGAGCUUGAGAGCUUGAAGGGUGAGAAGGCGGAUCUGGAAGAGAGACAGGCAAAGCUGGAAGAAGAGUUGAGAGUGAGAGAACAAGAAGGGAAAGAAAAGGUGGCAGAGCUGGAAAAGUCUCUGGAGAGAUCGAGAGAACGAGAAGGUGGACUCGAGGCCGAGGUCACACGGUUACGGCAGACCAACAACGAGCUUUCCUCUUCACUUGCCACCAUCACCGCCGACCUCGAUGCCUUAAAGACUUCUUCUUCUGUCACUUCUCAAACUCUUGCCGACCUCCAAGUCGCCCACGAGACCCUGACGUCGACGCACGAAUCCCUGUCAUCAGAGCACACCACUCUGAAGGGAACGCACUCUGAACUCGUCGGGAAGCACUCCGACCUCACCAAAUCAAGCUCGGAAUUGUCCACUCAGAUCUCUUCCCUCCAGUCCACCCAUUCAUCUCUUCAAUCCGAACUCGAGACUACCAAGUCCAAGCUGGGUGCUGCGACCAAGAAGCAAGAACAGACCGAGAAACGAAAAGACGCUUUGCAGAAUGACAAUGAGGAGCUGGUGAAGCAGCUUGAAGAGGUUAGAGGGAAAGUGGUGACGGCUAUGGAGGAGAAGGCUGGGAUGGCGGAGCAGGUCGAGAGCUUGGAGAGGAAGGAGGCGGCCUGGGAGAAGCAAAAAGGCGAGCUGGAGCAUCAAUUAGAAACUCGAACUGCUGAGAGCCAUGACAUUCACGAACAAGUCACAUCAUUAGCCGAGGAGAACCGUGCUCUGUCCUCUCAGAUCUCGACUCUGCAAGAGGAACACACCUCCCUUCAGUCCACCCACUCUUCUCAAAAAUCCCUGGUGCAAACUCUCCGCGCCGACAUUGCCUCUGCCCGAGCUGCCAUACCCCUCCCCGUCUCUCCCCUCGUCCACACAGACGCCACUCUCCCUGCAACCACAAACGGCAGAGACGAAGCCAUCGACGACCCCGAAAGCAUUGUGGCCAUCCAAGCUGCCCACGCCCUCGAAGUAUCCGACCUGACCUCGCACAUCCGCACGAUAGAAGCACAGCUCCACGCGCAAAUGUCGAAAGUGCACGAAUUGUCAAGACAGGUCACGGAUUUGCAGCCUGCUUCUGCUUCGUCCUCGAGAACAGCGGGAGCGAGGGGAUACUUUAUCUCACCGGCCGAAGAGCGACCUGGGUCGCCUGAUUCGGCGGUUGUGUCACCGGGGACGCCGAAGAAGAGGCUCAAUCCUGUUGAUGCUAUUCUUCCUGCUGCGGUCCGCCAUAAAAGACAAGUCUCGCUCACGGCAUUGAAGGCGAGGAUGGAGGUAUCGUCUCCGAAGGCGUCAACCCCUUCAAAGAUGAACCUGGUAUCAGAGAGUGCAGAGGGAGAAGGCCGUAGAGGAAGUGAGACGGGAACUGAGAGGGUGCACGUGCAGCAGAGGAUCCAGUUUGGAGAAGAGAUCAUGUUCUGUUGCCCUGCUUGUGACGGUGAUCUUAUCAUAUUGUAA